AUGGUGCCGUUUGGUGCUGCAGCUUCUAAUCCACGGGACGCGGAAACUACGCCACAGUGGGACAUCUUCAAGCUGCAGCGUAAGAUCCUGCUCAUCUUUGGAGUCUGGCCAGCGGAUCGGUUGGUGCGCCCGUGGUAUGUGAAGAUGCUGAUUGCCAUCAAUCUGGCAACGCUUGCCAUCUGCAUGGUGGGUGAGUUUCUGCACGGGCUGUACGCUUACCAGGAGGGCGACCUGAGCGAAUCGAUCGAAAGCAUCUGCCCAACGGUGGCGCGAAUAUCGGGCUUGCUACGGAUGGUGUUUUAUCUUGCUAAUGAGGAGAAAAUCCACCGCGUGCUGAACAACAUCAGCAAGACGCUGCAAGAGGAGCAUCCGCGGGAGCACACCAUCACCAAACAGCUGACAACGCUGGGGCAACAGUUUACCUUCUACCUAUUCCUGAUGAUGUUUUUUGCCGCCUGUCUCUACGGAGUUACACCCUUUUUUAUCAUGAUCUACAAUUGGGUCCAGGGACAGAGGCCGCUCGUCAAGCUUCUGCCAUUCAAGUUGGCCUUGCCCUUUGACUCCCAGCACCUUUUUCACUUUGUCGUAACUACAUUAUUCCUAAACUACGCUUCUGCACCCACCAUAACCUCGCAGUCGGGCAGCGAUGCACUCUUCAGUGGAGUUUGCCUCUACAUUUACGGUCAGUUUCAAGCGAUCCGGCUGGAGGUGGAAGCACUCGCCGAAACGGUAGACAGGAACACGCUGAAAAGCUCCGCUGCUGAAACGCAUCGCAUCAAUCUCGAGCUGAGACGCAUCAGUAAGCGCCAUCAGGCAAUCAUUGACCUUGUGUCGGAGGUGCGGUCCGCCUUUACGCCGAAUGUGCUGCUCGUCUACACGGCCACCGCGAUCAUCAUGUGCAUCGUGUGCAUCGCCAUGCUUGUGGUGGAAGGAAUCUACAAGCUCACCUACCUGCCGUACGCGUUUGCCGAGCUGACGUUACUGUUUCUCUACUCGUACAGCGGCACAAUCAUCCGCGAUUCGAGUGAAGCCGUGCAGACGGUGGCGUACGAUUUCCCGUGGUACCGGUACGACCGCAACACUCGCCAUCUUAUACAAUUGAUGAUGAUUAGGGCGCAGUACGGAUCGAACGUUGAUGUGCCUUUCUUCGAAACCUCGAUGGCAAGCUUUUCGGCGAUCGUUCGUACAGCUUCAUCGUACAUCACACUGAUGAAGUCCUUUUUGUAACUUCGCUUGGCAACGUUUGUGGUUUGAUGUUUCAUCAUUACUGCAUUCACCGUAUCGUAUUCGUCGCUUAGGAAGAAUUGAAAAAUCUAUGCCAUAAGUAGGUUACCGGUAGUGGCACACCUUGGCAUUGAUGCUAUCAGCCUGCUACCAACACUUUCAGCGUAUCGAGGUGUACGUUGGUGCACAUUUUACGACUUCACAAUGACGUGCUGCAGCACAGAAUGCACAUGCGACCUUUAGUGAAACGCCACACACACACAUACACACUGGAGACGACAGCGUGCACCCGCUGCUCGCGUGGCACAGUGGAAAGUUAAUUAUGCCUUUCUUAAUGAGUCUAAUAAAAGAUGUUAAUUGCUAGAAACUGAA
This is a messenger RNA of Anopheles arabiensis, 1596 nucleotides long. Its product is annotated as odorant receptor 22c-like. Lineage: Eukaryota; Metazoa; Arthropoda; Insecta; Diptera; Culicidae. Gene Ontology annotation, biological process: sensory perception of smell; detection of chemical stimulus involved in sensory perception of smell. Bases 1 to 1227 code for a protein of 408 amino acids. Gene Ontology annotation, cellular component: plasma membrane. The record is from RefSeq and is a predicted model, not a curated record. Gene Ontology annotation, molecular function: odorant binding; olfactory receptor activity. The transcript has 6 exons.